Heterostelium album PN500 is the source of this 2052-nucleotide messenger RNA. RefSeq lists its product as uncharacterized. NCBI's taxonomy places the organism in Eukaryota, Evosea, Eumycetozoa, Acytosteliales, Acytosteliaceae. The record is from RefSeq and is a predicted model, not a curated record. Bases 1 to 2052 code for a protein of 683 amino acids. The transcript has a single exon.
AUGAAAGAAUUACAAAAACUAUUACAACAUAGGAUUAUAAACGAUGUAUUCCAUACUUACUUAUCUUAUCCAACAUGGAAAGAAGCAGUGGAGAAAGAAAUAUUGGUGAAUAAAUACUAUAUGGGCAUGGAUUACUAUAAUCAAAACGAUCUUUUACAACCUGGUAGACCUAAAUCUCGAUUGUUGCUAAAGUUUGCAAUGGUGUGUAAAGAUUGGUACAACUAUAUUGUCAGUCAUCUUUCCACAGGUUUCAUUUAUGCGGAUUUUAUGUUUGUAGCCAAACAAAAGAUUGGAAAGAAUCUAUAUACAUUCCUUUCGAAACCAAAGAGUCUCUAUCGUUACAACAAUAUAAAGACGCUAUACUUGGAUUGCUAUUUAGGUGAAGUUCAUCCUGGAGCUGGUCGAAAUCUUGAGAUUGCUCGUAUCAUCCAAUGGGUAUCGAAAUUCACUGUGCUCGAGCGUGUCUUUGUCUCUACGGUCAGUUCAAGACUGGUCAAGCAACUGUUGGAUCGAUUCCCGAAUAUAAAGGUUGAGGUUGACAUCUCGGAGACUGAAUCUUGCGAUGUCAAUUCGAUGGAAGAGGAUCUGUCGAAAUACGAUCAUUCACGAUUGGAGUUUGUCUAUUACAAGACAUUGCCAAUGACAAACCUGCAGGAAUCUUUGAACGACAACAUCAACGCGAUAUACAAUCAUAUCAGAAAGUGGAGAGUCGAUUACAUCAUAUUCAAUUACAAGAAUGAACAAUUGGAACCGAGAACACUCUUUAGGAAUCGUUACAAGAUGUUGUUGUUGAUCAAAACGAUCAAGAACGUGAAAAUUGUCGAUGACGUAGUCGAUACAUCGGAACUCAAGUGGGUAGUCGACAACAACAGUCAUCUCGAAUCUUUCAAAGCGUUCGUACCGUUAAGUCUGCUCGACUUCAAGCAACAAAGUAAGAACUACAAGGUACCACACCACGAGGAAGGCUGUCGAUGUCAGGACUGGAUCGAUCCAGAUGACCCUUACACACUUAGACUCAAUCAAAUCAAUGAGAACGAACUUGGACAUUUCCAGGUGUUCUGUGAAGCAUUGGCGACCAACAAGACUCUAAAAUCACUGACUCUCAAGAAUCAAUGUAGACAAAUACAUGAAGUUGCAACUGGACACAGUCUUUCACAAAUGGCACUUCUGUCAGCGUCGGGUUUCUUGCGUAAAGCCUUGGCCGAAAACAACACACUCACUUUUCUCUCUAUUUCAUCUAGUAUACUCGGUGAUUCUUUCUUCAAGACGAUGGCAACUGACAAUCGAGCGAUCACUCACCUCAAACUUACAGAAGUUCAACUCACCUUUACACUUGAUAGUCUGACAGAGAUGCUCAAACAAAAUCACUCGAUUACCAGUCUUAAUAUCAAGUAUGAGGAGUACGACAAGAAACAAACAUCACGAAUCAGUCCUGCAUGGGAUUCAUUCUGUAAAGUGUUGACAAUCAGUACCACCCUUAAGAAACUGAGCAUCGUCAGUAUGGAGGCAAGAUCAAACUUGAGAUUUGGUAAUGAAGAUAUUAAGUACUUGGUGCAAGAAAACCCAUUGGCAGCAGCUCAGUGCAAAUCAUUUGGAAAGGCACUUGCCAGCAACCAAUCAAUAGAAUCACUCACAUUAUCAUGUCCAUUAUUCUCUGAUUGCAAGGUACUCUACCAGUCAGAGUCACGAACCAAUCAAACACUGAAAGAGCUUCGAUUGAAAGACUGCACAUUGGAUCAUUUCCUUGAGAUGUCAAGGAUGUUAAGAAUCAAUAGAUCGAUAACCAGACUUUCAAUCUACUCUUUCAAUGAUUCUCAAUCGUAUGGUUACUUUUCAGAGGCAUCUAGGAAUAAAUCAGCGAUGGCCGAUAAGAUCAUUCAAUCAGUUGAUACUUUUACAAAGGCAUUGAAAACUCACCGUCUUUCAAAAUUAACAUUGGAGAACGAAGAUUUUUUAGAUUUAAUUGACGAACAGAUUAUAGACAUGUAUGGUGACUUGACAGGAUUCGAUGAGAUGGAUUAUUACACAUUGGAUUUUGAUGUUGUGCCAUAA